AGUCUCACUACGACCAGCGCGCCGUUCGUGCACGCUAACUUACGUGCGUCGCUACUACAUUCCGUUUGUGUAUCCGUUCAAAUCCGCUCCAAAGGAGUUUAGGUGAAGUGUGGUGAUGGUGUGUUUUUAGUUAUACAAUAGGAUUGUGUAUAUCUACAAAAUACCCGUAAGAGGUUUGUGGACUCAUCACAGAGAAUUUGGUGUUCACCUAGCGAGGGAAGGUGAUCGCAUAUUCCGGAAGGAAUGAGCCCCGUAAACCACUGCUUCCAUACUCACCGAUGAUCUCAAGAGAAAAUGUACAUAGAAACCUUGCCGCUUGUGGUUUGGACGAUAAUCGUCACAACGACCAAUGUAGCGACGCAAAGCCAAUAUGGAAUAGGUUUAGGAAUAAAAAGAGAAGUAUUUUUCUUAAAUUUAGAAGACGGUUACUUUGGCUGUCAAGUUAACGAAUCUACUCAAAUAUUGCAAUUAUAUGAAUUAUCCAAAUUAUGCGACGGUGUGCCAGAUUGUUAUAAGGCAUCCGAUGAAUUAAGAACAGAAUUAAAAUGCUCAGAUGAUUGUACCAAAGAAGACGGUGCGCGUUGUAUAAAUGGAGCUUGCCUAAGCGGAGUUUGCUAUUGUAACGACGGGUUUGGUGGCUGUAAUUGUCAAGAACCCGAUGUAAACGAAUGCAAAGAUAGACCAUGCGAUGUGUUUGCUCACUGUACAAACACUGUAGGCAGCUUUCAGUGCUCGUGUUUCCCAGGUUAUGUAGGCGAUGGCUUCACUUGUAAAGAUAUCAAUGAAUGUGAAGAUCCAGCUAUAGCAUCUAGGUGUGUGGAAAAUGCAGAAUGUUGCAAUCUUCCUGCCCAUUUUAUUUGCAAAUGUAACCGAGGUUUCGAGGGCGACGGCGAAGAAGAAUGUCGAGAUAUUGAUGAGUGCAGAAGACCUGGUGCCUGCGGUGCGAAUGCAGUAUGCCAAAACUACCCUGGAAAUUAUACGUGCGCUUGUCAAGCGGGCUACACGGGAAAUCCAUUUGAUGGAUGUGUAGACGUGGAUGAAUGUGCGAACAAAGACGCGUGCGGAGUGGGGGCGGUGUGUCGCAAUCUAGUCGGUGGCUACGAAUGCAGCUGCCCGCCAGGGCACGAGGGAGACCCGCGAGUCGCUUGCCAGGAUCACGACGCGUGUGCACGGAACCCUUGCGGUCGAAGUGCCCUAUGUGAAAAUCGUUCCGGAAACUACCGCUGUCUAUGCCCAGAAGGUUUCGAAGGCGAUCCCAACGUCCAGUGUGUCGACGUGGAUGAGUGUAAAAGUAAUGAAGCGGUAUGUGGAGCACAUGCUACUUGUACAAAUACGUUGGGUAGCUACGUAUGUACCUGCCUGCCAGACUACACUGGAGAUGCUCGCGUGUCAGAUGGCUGCCAAGACGUUGACGAAUGCAAAAUAUUAGAACGCCCAUGUGGAUUACAUGCGAUAUGUGAAAACACUUCUCCUGGAUAUAACUGUAUUUGUCCUCAAGGAUAUAGAGCCAAAACAGAUGCACAGGUUGCAUGUGAACAGAUUGAUGUAAAUACUUUAUGCAAAUCUAAUUUUGACUGUACAAAUAAUGCUGAAUGUAUAGAAGACCAAUGUUACUGCAAAAAUGGAUUUGAGCCGAAAGGAUCAAUUUGUACAGAUAUCGACGAGUGUGGUGAUGGAUCAAAAUGUGGAGAAAAUUCAGUGUGUAUUAACUCUGUUGGGAGCUUUUCAUGCCAAUGUGCAAGAGGAUUCAUUGGCUCUCCACCUCAAUUGAAAUGUCGUGCUCCAUGUGAUGAUGUCAAAUGUGGUGAACAUUCCUAUUGCAAGGUUGAUGGAAUUGACGUUUAUUGCGUAUGUGACGAUGGCUGGAAUUUUGAUCCAAACGACAUAUCUGCUGGUUGUGUAGAUGUCGAUGAGUGUGAUACUUCUAUUGGAGUACCUUCUCAUUGUGGUAAUAAUGCUGCCUGCUCAAACACUCUAGGAAGUUUUGUAUGUCAUUGUCCUGAAGGAUUUACAGGAGAUGCAUUUAAAAAUUGCUAUGAUAUAGAUGAAUGUGAAACUGAUGGAGCUUGUGGUUCUGGGGCAGAAUGUAUAAACCAAAAAGGGUCAUAUAACUGUGUCUGUCCUGAAGGAACAAUAGCAGAUCCUGAUCCUCGCGUAAAAUGUUCGGAAAUUCUUACAUGCAAUAAUAAUGAUGAUUGUCCCGGAAAUGCCCUGUGUGAUGGAAACAUGAAAUGCGUCUGUCCAGAACCCAAUGUUGGAAAUGAAUGUCGUCAUCCAUGUGAAGCUCUACAUUGUGGAAGCAAUUCAGAGUGCCUUUUAAAUGAACAAACAGCGCAAUGCACUUGUCGUAAUGGAUUUACAGGUGAACCAUCAUCCCCUAGUGGUUGUUUGGAUAUAAAUGAAUGUGAAACAAAUCCAUGUGCCAACGGCGCUGUUUGUAAGAAUUUACCGGGACACUUUCAAUGCGAAUGUCCAAGUCAAUUCAAGGGAGAUCCAUAUACAGAAGGUUGUUUUGUAAGUAAGCAAACCAGUGAAUGUAGUUCUACAAAUCCAUGUCCUCAGGGAGAACAAUGCGUAUUACAUGACAAUGAGAAUGUUUGCAUCUGUAGUCAAGGAUUCACGCGCAAUUUGGAAACUGGCAUAUGUGAGGAUAUUAAUGAAUGUACCCAGCAUGGCCGAACACCUUGUGGGUUAAAUGCUAUAUGUAAAAAUUUACCCGGAAGCUAUGAAUGUAAAUGUCCACCUGAUUAUAGCGGUAAUCCAUAUAAUUUGUGUGAAUAUUGUACUGAUAUCUCAUGCCAAUGUCAGCCACCAUAUAAUAUUGUAAAUGGUAAUUGUGUAUUGUCUGGAUGCACAAAAGAUAAGAAAUGUGGAAAAGGAGCUGAAUGUAUUAUAAUAUCAGAAACUGUUAGUUACUGCGCUUGUCCUGCUGGAUUUGUACAAACAGCUGCUGGAGCUUGUGAAGAUAUAAAUGAGUGUACUUUAGAUCAACCAGCUUGCGGGUUUGGUGCCGAGUGUGUUAAUACAGUCGGCUCUUUCACAUGUAAAUGUCCGCCCGGAUAUGGAACAGAUCCAGUUUCAGGACAUUGUAGUUUGAAUCAGAAAAGAUGUAUCAGCGAUAGUGAUUGUUUUGCCAAUGAGAAAUGUGUUCAACCUGGUAACUGUGUGUGCCCACCACCAUUUUACCUAGAUAUAACCGAUGGACAAAAAUGUAAAAGUCCUUGUGAGAGGUUCAUAUGUGGUAUAAAUGCUAAAUGUACUCCAAGUGAUCCACCUAGAUGUAUGUGCAUGUCUGGCUUUGAAGGAGACCCAUAUACAGGCUGCACGAAUAGAAAUGAGUGUCAUAGCGCACCGUGUGCAUAUGGUGCAAUUUGCAACGAUGAGCAAGGUGGUUAUAAAUGUAUUUGUCCACAAUCUAUGGUUGGAGAUCCAUACAAAACUGGAUGUAUCGCCCCGGACGAACCUUCACAAAAGUUACUUUGUUCUAAAGACAAUCAGUGUCCAAAUAAUCAAGCUUGCCUUAAUCGUACUUGCGUCUCACCUUGCGUAAGUGUAUCAUGUGGGCCAAAUGCUUUUUGUGAAGUAGAAAAUCAUGCAGCUUGGUGCCGUUGUAACCCGGGCUAUACGAAACCGGAAGGCGGAAAAUGUAUUUCAGGAUGCGAUAACUACUCAUGCGCAUCCGGAGCACAUUGCAUAAUAUCUAAAACUGGCCCAACGUGUGUAUGUCCGGAGGGCAUGGUGGGAAACCCAUUUCCCGGCGGGAUUUGUAGAAGAGACUUAUGCGGAGCUGGCAUGCCUUGUGAAGAGCCCAUGUCCUGUGUUGCGGGUAGAUGUCGACAGCGUUGCGAAGAUGUAGUUUGUGGCAUAGGUGCAAGUUGCAACGAAGAUACUGGUAGAUGUAUGUGUAAUGCAUUCUUUGUUGGAAAUCCUGAUUUACUGUGUAUGCCACCUGUUGCACCGCCCACUUGUGAGCCUGGAUGUGUGAAUAAUGCACAUUGUGUUUAUGGUCAAAUUAACGUUUGCAAAUGUGAUAAAGGUUACACUGGUAAUCCAUAUAAGAAAUGUCUUCCACGCAGACAGAUUACUUGUGCUAAAGCUUCAUGUGGAGCGAAUGCAGUUUGUCAACAGACUCGGUCACACGUUGAAUGUCUUUGCCCACCUGGAUAUGUUGGCAAUCCAAAUUUACAAUGUAUUGACAUAGACGAAUGUAACUCUAGGCCCUGUGGUGAAAAUGCAAUUUGUAUCAAUACGCCUGGAAGUUUUAGUUGUAUCUGCAAAAGUCGAUUCAUCGGCAAUCCAUACGAGCUAUGCACACAAGUAUCUAUUUCAAAAUGUAUUGACGGCACAGUUUGUACUUGUUCCCAUAAUAAUACGUGUCCAGAAGGAUAUUUUUGUGAAAAAUCAAAAUGCGUUGACGCUUGUCGUUCUAUGCUGUGUGGGCCAAAGGCAAUCUGCUCAGAAGGAAAAUGUGAAUGUCUCCCGGGGUAUGUUGGAGAACCUAAUGAUCUUCGAAAAGGUUGCAGCGUUGAUAAAAAUUGUUUAACUGAUGGAGAUUGCAGAGAUACGGAAAUAUGUUUCCAAAUAGGUAAAGAUACAAGAAGAUGUUUAGAUGCUUGCAGUAAAUUACAGUGUGGACCUAAUUCUAUUUGCGUCAGUUCUAACCAUCACGCCAAUUGUAUAUGUGCUGAGGGUUUUAUUGGAAAGCCAAAUGACGUUAAACUUGGUUGCCAGUUGCAACAACCUGAACCAAAUGAGGUGGAAUGUAAUGUAGAUAGUGAUUGUGCAGAGCCACAAAUUUGUGUAUCAGUAGAUGGAUCAACUAAAAGGUGUCUCGAUUUGUGUUCGACUAUCAUUUGUAGUCCUAACGAAAUAUGCAAAGUUGUAGAUAAUACUGCACGAUGCGAUUGCAAGGAGGGCUAUUUAUGGAAUCCUUUAAGUUCAAUUUGCGAACAACCGACAACAUCAGACUGUAAGAGUAAUUUAGAUUGUGAAACUGAUAAAUCCUGUCAAAGAGAUAUACUAGGCGUACAAAAAUGUUUGGAUAAUUGUAAAACUUUUACAUGUCCUCAAAACUCAAAAUGUGUAACAAAGGAUCACAAAAGUCAAUGCGAAUGCUUAAAAGGUUUUGUUGGAAAUCCGAAUGACCGUGAUGGGUGUGUACCUAUAAAUGAAAAUCAGUGUUCAAAUGAUGCGCAGUGUAGAGAAAGCGAAAUUUGUAGAAAUAUUGGCAACUUAAAAAAGUGUGUAUCGUCUUGUAACCAAGUAGUUUGCGGACCCAAUGCUUUAUGCGUUACUAAUAACCAUGUAGCUCAAUGUCAGUGUCCCGUUGGACCUUAUACUGGAGAUCCCAAUGAUUUGGAAACUGGUUGUAAAUUAGUACCAUGUGUAUACAAUUUAGAUUGUAUGCCACAUCAAUUAUGCAAUCGAAUGACACAUACAUGUAUUGACGUUUGUAGAGAGGAUUCGUGUGGUGAUAACGCAGUAUGUAUUCCUGAAAAUCAUAAAUUUACAUGUCGAUGUCCAGUUGGGUACCAACCAGAUCCAAUCGCAGAAGUUAAUUGUAAAAGAGUUGAUGUAUGCAAACCCAAUCCUUGUCACCCAACUGCUUUAUGUGAGCCCUCGGGUAGAACGUUUAUUUGUAAAUGUCCUAAAGGUUUAAUAGGUGACCCGAAAGAUGUAGGAUGCAGAACACGCAGUGAAUGUCUAAAUGGGGAUAAUGACUGUCCCCCUGAUACUGUUUGUGUCAGUGGCCAAUGUACUAAUCCAUGUCAAAAUGCUUGUGGAACUAAUUCUUUGUGUAAAAUUGUUAAUAGAAAGGCUGUAUGUCUAUGUACCGAAGGCUAUGAACUCAUAAAAGGAAUAAAUGCAUGUAAGAAACGGUUAGUCAAAUGUGUCAGUGACAAUGACUGUGCAGGCGAUAUUUGUCACAACGAACAAUGUUUUACAGCUUGUAAAAAUUCCACUCAAUGUGAUCACGGAGAAAUUUGUACUAAAAAUUUAUGUACAAAACAAUGUUCUAAACAUACACAAUGUAGUAUUGGAGAAGCAUGCAUUGGAAGUCAAUGCUUGUUAGGUUGCCGUACUAACGAAGACUGUCCUUCUGAAGAAGCCUGUGUAAAUAACAAAUGUACAAAUCCUUGCAUUGGUACAAAAAUUUGCGGUCCUAAUGCUAUUUGUUCUAGAAAUCAACAUGAAACUGUAUGUGAAUGCCCUCUUGGAUUCGAGGGAACGCCGACGGCACAACAAGGAUGUGUUCGAAAAGCAAGCUCAUGUUCAAAAACAUUGGAUUGUCCACCAGAUCAUAUGUGCAUUGCUCAUUUAUGCCAAGUGCCAUGCCAAGUAAAUUCUGAUUGUGCAAUUGGAGAAACUUGUUAUGAUAGCAAAUGUCACACAGUUUGUCAUUCUAGUAGCAAUUGUUUACACGGUGAACAUUGCAAUUCUGGAAUUUGUAUUGCUGGCUGUAAAACUAAUUCUGACUGCAUGAAUAAUCAAAUGUGCAAAGAAACAAAAUGUCAAUGUUUACCUGGCUUUGAAAUGACACAGGACGAAUGUAUAAAUAUUAAUGAAUGCAUAAAAAAUCCAUGUCACCCAACAGCACAAUGUAUAGAUGCCAUUGGAUCUUUUAAAUGUAUUUGUCCCAUUGGGGCAAUAGGAGAUCCGUACAAAACUGGAUGUUUAAUGCCAAAUCAAUGUAGGCGUGAUAAUCAGUGUGAAGAGUCACUUGUGUGUUUACGUGGAAAAUGUACAAAUCCCUGUGAAAAAGAUGAUCCAUGUGGGACAAAUGCCGUUUGUGUUGUUAAAAAACACAAAGUUACUUGUUCGUGUGAAAAAGGUCACAUAGGAAACCCAUUUGAUAAAAAAGUUGGAUGUUUCAGAGUUGAAUGUGUUGACGAUUCUGAAUGUCCAAACGAUAAGUUCUGUCGUCAGGAUACAAAUAAAUGUUCUGACCAAUGCGAUGAAGCAGUUUGUAAAGGCGGAAGUUGCAAAAUUAUAAACCAUCGGACAUCAUGCAUGUGUUCCCCCGGGUUCGAACUUAUAAGUAAUAGAUGUGACGAUAUAAACGAGUGUCUACUACACCCAUGCCCACUAAAUUCAGCUUGUGAAAAUACACCUGGAUCAUUUAUUUGCAAUUGUGUGAAUGGAACAAUACACGACAUAAGUACCAAUCAUUGCAAACGUCCAGGGGACUGUUUUUCUGAUGAUGACUGUUCUGAAAUAACAAAAUGUUUAGAAAAUCAAUGUGUAAAUCCCUGUGAUAAAUCUCCUUGUGCUGCAAAUACAGAUUGCUAUGUGUCAAAGCAUGAACCGGUUUGCGAAUGUCAAUCAGGAAGUCAUGGUGAUCCUUACAAAGGAUGCGUUAAAUUUGAAUGUAUAAAAGAUUCAGAUUGUCCAUCCGAUGAAGCUUGUGUCAAUAAUAAAUGCAGAAAUUCAUGUAACAUUCCACGCGCGUGUGGAAGGAAUGCAAAUUGUGUAUCUAGGGAUCAUAUUGGACAUUGUUACUGUGCUUCUGGAUUUACUGGUGAUCCUGUAUUAGGAUGUGUACCAGUUCAAUAUUGUAAUGACGACAGUAGAUGUUCUUCAGGAACAAAAUGUAUCGACAAUUUAUGUCUUGGUGAGUAUUUAUUAAGAUAA
Molecule: messenger RNA, 7632 nt
Organism: Zerene cesonia (dogface butterfly)
Lineage: Eukaryota; Metazoa; Arthropoda; Insecta; Lepidoptera; Pieridae
Product: fibrillin-1-like
Exons: 15
Coding region: 295-7632 (2445 amino acids)
Molecular function (GO): calcium ion binding
Source: RefSeq, a predicted model, not a curated record